Molecule: messenger RNA, 987 nt
Organism: Rhagoletis zephyria (snowberry fruit fly)
Lineage: Eukaryota; Metazoa; Arthropoda; Insecta; Diptera; Tephritidae
Source: RefSeq, a predicted model, not a curated record
AUGUUAAAAACAAGAAUAAAACAAAACCUCAACUCACAUGACUGUAAUGCAUUCUUCCAAAGUGAGGAACUGCUGACUAACACAUUGAAACAAAGUAUAAAAACUACCCAACUUGCUAAGUACGAAAACUUAAGACAUAAACAACAACUACUUUUAAACAUUAGGGUGAUACCAGAAUGGAUCCGUAACACGACUAGCAUACAAAAUCCAACCGAUAUUCAGUGGCUUCUUUCUCUGGGUCCAAAAUAUGCCUUACCCAUAGACAACAAACAAUUUCCACUAUUUAAAGUCAUCGCAGACGGGGAGAACUAUAUACAAACAAUUAAAGACAAAGACAAACAACAGAUGGAAAGAAACAACUUGACAACACUGCUACGUGACUACCUCAACAAGACGACAACUUCAGUUAGAGAUAAAUUUAUAAGUGAUACCCUACGUUCCGCAAAAAAGUUUUUAGAAAAUCAUAAAGAGCUUUUGAUCCUUAAUUCCGAUAAGGGCAAUGUAACUGUGUUGAUGGCUAAAUCAGAAUAUGACAAAAAAAUACAGACUAUAAUCAACGAUAUUUCCACAUACAAAGUAUUGAAACCUGAUCCUACUAAUAGACUACAGGACAAGAACAACGAAAUAGUUGAGAAAAUGUUCAGUAACAAAAUCAUUGUGGUAAAAGAAAAGAAUGCGCUUUUGUGUAAAACAGCCAAUCCACCACGAAUCUAUGGCUUACCAAAGAUUCACAAAGAAGGAAAUCGACUCAGACCUAUUUGUUCGUCCAUCAAUUCCCCGUCUUACAAUUUAUGUAAAUAUGUCGUCAAAAUCCUGAAAAAUGUAACCAUGUCCUCCGUAUAUAAUGUCAAAGACGCAAUCGAAUUCAAUAACAAGAUCAAGGAUACAUAUGUUUAUGAUGAUGAGAGUCUAGUGUCGUUCAAUGUUGUGUCAUUGUUCCCGAGUAUUGAGAUAUUUACUGCAGUCCUGAUGAUGAUUUCAGACUAA